AUGGUGCUAGAAUGGCAGCUUGUCCCAACAACCACCCUCCUUGCCACGCUCGUGCUCCCCCUCCUCUCCAUCUUACUACUUGUAGCAGCAGCAAGGGCAAGGCGCACCGGAGAGAACACGCACCACCGGCUCCCGCCGCGCCCGCCGGGGCUGCCCAUCCUCGGCAACCUGCACCAGAUGGGUGCCCUGCCGCACCAGAGCCUCCGGGAGCUGGCGCGGCGGCAUGGGCCGGUGAUGAUGCUGCGGCUGGGGACGGUGCCCACCGUGGUGGUGUCGUCGGCGGACGCGGCGCGGGACGUGCUCAAGACGCACGACGCCGACUGCUGCAGCCGCCCGGACACGCCGGGGCCCAGGCGGCUGUCGUACCAGCACAAUGACGUGGCCUUCAGCCCCUACAGCGAGCAGUGGCGGGCGCGGCGCAAGCUGCUGGUCGUCGAGUUCCUCAGCAAGCGCCGCAUCCAGGCCACCUGGUACGCCAGGGAGGCCGAGAUGGGCAAACUGGUGACCGGACUAGCAACGGCUAGCGUUAACGGGCGGGAGCCGGUGUCGCUGGAGGAUCACGUCUUCGGGUACAUGGACGGCAUCGUCGGCACGGUGGCGUUCGGUAACCAGUACGGCACAGAGCACUUUGCGCACAAGGAGCACUUCCACCAUGUGAUUGACGAGGCCAUGGUGGUGAGGUCUAGCUUCUCCGCCGAGGACUACUUCCCCAACGCCCUCGGCCGCCUCGUCGACCGCCUCACUGGCGUAGCCUCCCUCCGCGAGAGGGUCUUCAAGGAGUUCGACGCCUUCUUUGAGAUGAUGCUCGACCAGGCCAAGCAUGACAAUGGCUGUGUCGGCCUCAUCGACGUCCUCAUCGGCCUCAUGAAGGAGGAGCACCAAGGCUCUUUCAAGGUCAGCAGAGACGUCGUGAAGGGGCUACUAACGAACACAUUUAUCGGCGCCGUCGACACAGGCGCGGUGACCAUUAUCUGGGCAAUGGCGGAGCUGGUCCGGAAUCCACACGUGCUGAACAAGGUGCAAGACGAGAUCCGGACUCUGGUGGGCGAUAAAGAGAAGCUGCAGCAAGAAGAUGUGACGAAGCUCAAGUACCUCAAGAUGGUGGUCAUGGAGACGUUGCGACUGCACCCGGCGUUGCCCCUUCUUGUGCCGAGGGAGACCAUGCGGCACAUCACCGUCUCUGGCUAUGAUGUGCCGGUAAAGACGAGGAUCUUGGUGAACGCAUGGGCAAUCGGAAGGGACCCGGCCAACUGGGACAACCCCGAGGAGUUCAUCCCGGAGAGAUUCGAGGGCGAAGAGGAUGUGAACUUCAAUCGGGCACAGUUUGAAUUCCUGCCCUUCGGCGCUGGACGUAGGAUGUGCCCCGGGAUAGACAUGGGGUUGGCCACCACGGAGUUCACCCUGGCAAACUUGCUCUACUACUUUGACUGGGAGUUCCCAGAGGGGCUGAGAAGUGAGGACAUGAGCAUGGAAGAGGCAGGAGGACUCACUAUCCAUAAGAAGACACCACUCUUGCUUGUGCCCACCAGAUAUCAAGCAUAA
Triticum turgidum subsp. durum (durum wheat) is the source of this 1542-nucleotide messenger RNA. NCBI's taxonomy places the organism in Eukaryota, Viridiplantae, Streptophyta, Magnoliopsida, Poales, Poaceae. The record is from the annotation of a GenBank genome assembly.